AUGCCUCUCCCCUCACUAGUCAGCCUGGCCACUGCAGCCUACGGCACUGCCCUGGGUGUCAUCCGCUCGCUGCACGCGCAGGGUCUGCUGGAAACAGCCCCUGGCAACAGCCGCCUACGGCACAGCCCUGGGAGUGAUCCGCUCCCUCCACGCCCAGGGCCUGCUGGAAACGGCCGUGUGCACGGAGACGCGCCCCUACAACCAGGGCUCGCGGCUGACGCCUUUGAGCUGACUCACGACGGCAUCCCCGCGCUGCUCAUUGCUGACUCCGCCGCUGCCUCGCUCAAGGCCACCGGCCUCAUCGAUGCUGUUGUCGUGGGGGCUGAUCGCAUCGCUGCCAAUGGUGACACUGCAAACAAGAUUGGUACAUACUCACUGGCGCUCUCAGCCUUCCACCACAAGACGCCCUUCUUCGUGGCGGCGCCGCUGACGUCCAUCGAUGCAGCGAUCAAGACGGGGGAGGAGACUGUGGUGGAGGAGCGGCACGCUGCUGAACUCACACACGCACUGGGGGGCGCUGGGCCGCAGGUGCGUUAG
Closterium sp. Yama58-4 is the source of this 537-nucleotide messenger RNA. Lineage: Eukaryota; Viridiplantae; Streptophyta; Zygnematophyceae; Desmidiales; Closteriaceae. The record is from the annotation of a GenBank genome assembly.